Chinchilla lanigera (long-tailed chinchilla) is the source of this 1067-nucleotide messenger RNA. RefSeq names its product family with sequence similarity 98, member B (gene Tslig3b). Gene Ontology annotation, cellular component: tRNA-splicing ligase complex. NCBI's taxonomy places the organism in Eukaryota, Metazoa, Chordata, Mammalia, Rodentia, Chinchillidae. The record is from RefSeq and is a predicted model, not a curated record.
GCGGGCUCUUUAGAGCGCUGAACAGCUUCGGGCCAAAGGACCAUGCGAGGGCCAGAGCCCGGCCCCGACGCUACCAUGGAAGGGGACGUGCUGGACACACUGGAGGCGCUGGGAUAUAAAGGACCACUGUUAGAAGAACAAGCUCUUACCAAGGCAGCAGAGGGUGGACUUUCUUCGCCUGAAUUUUCAGAGCUCUGUGUUUGGUUAGGCUCUCAAAUAAAAUCAUUAUGCAACUUGGAAGAAAGUAUCACUUCAGCUGGGCAAGAUGACUUAGAGAGCUUCCAGCUUGAGAUAAGUGGUUUUUUAAAAGAAAUGGCCUGUCCAUAUUCUGUUCUCAUAUCAGGAGAUGUUAAGGACCGUUUAAAAAAGAAGGAUGACUGUUUGAAACUUCUGUUAUUUUUAAGUACAGAACUUCAAGCUUUACAGAUAUUACAGAAAAAGAAAUGUAAAAAUUCUCAAUUAGAUAAAAACAGUGAAAUUUAUCAGGAAGUUCAAGCUAUGUAUGAUGCCCUUGGCAUACCCAAGUCUACCACUCCUGACAUUCCGGUUAUGCUAAACCAAGUGGAAUCAAAGGUGAAGGAUAUUCUCUCUAAAGUCCAGAGAAAUCAUGUGGGAAAACCAUUGUUGAAAGUUGAUUUAAGUCCGGAACAGGCGGAACAACUGGAAAGAAUCAACGAUGCCCUUUCCUGCGAAUAUGAAUGUCGCCGGCGGAUGUUAAUGAAACGAUUAGAUGUGACAGUGCAGUCCUUCGGAUGGUCAGACAGAGCAAAGGUAAAGACAGACAGCAUAGCAAGAAUUUACCAACCUAAGCGUUAUGCUUUGUCUCCCAAGACGACUGUGACAUUGGCUCACCUACUUGCUGCUCGUGAGGAUCUGUCUAAGAUCAUUAGGACAAGUAGUGGCAUCAGUCGGGAGAAAACAGCAUGUGCCAUUAAUAAGGUGCUGAUGGGAAGAGUCCCUGACAGAGGAGGCCGGCCAAAUGAAAUUGAACCACCACCCCCUGAGAUGCCCCCUUGGCAAAAGAGACAAGAAGGAGGCGGAAGGGGUGGUUGGGGUGGUGGUGGUGG